This is a messenger RNA of Lachancea dasiensis, 1173 nucleotides long. The record is from the annotation of a GenBank genome assembly. NCBI's taxonomy places the organism in Eukaryota, Fungi, Ascomycota, Saccharomycetes, Saccharomycetales, Saccharomycetaceae.
AUGGCUCUCAAAACGGUUAUAUGUAUUGGUAUGGCCGGGUCUGGUAAGACAACGUUUAUGCAGCGCCUGAACUCUCAUCUACAUGCGGCGAAGACAGCACCAUAUGUGGUUCAACUAGAUCCUGCAGUUCUAAAUGUGCCUUAUGGGGCAAAUAUUGAUAUCCGGGACUCUGUAAAAUACAAAAAAGUAAUGGAAAACUACAACUUGGGACCUAACGGUGCGAUCGUGACGAGUUUGAAUUUGUUCAGCACCAAGAUCGACCAGGUCAUUAAGCUGGUAGAAAAUAAAAGAGAUCUCCAUGACUACUGUAUAAUAGACACACCGGGUCAAAUUGAAUGCUUUGUAUGGAGUGCUUCGGGCUCGAUCAUAACAGAAUCGUUCGCCUCUACCUUCCCUACUGUCAUCGCCUACAUUGUUGAUACUCCAAGAAACUCAUCGCCUACUACUUUUAUGAGUAAUAUGCUCUAUGCAUGCUCUAUUCUGUACAAGACAAAGCUGCCUAUGAUUGUGGUGUUCAACAAAACGGACGUGUGUAAGGCAGACUUCGCUCGCGAGUGGAUGACAGAUUUUGAGGCCUUCCAAGAGGCUCUUAAGGAGGACCAAGAGCUCAAUGGCGAAUCUGGUAUGGGCUCCGGGUACAUGGGCUCCUUAAUCAAUUCCAUGUCCCUGAUGUUAGAAGAGUUCUACUCUCAGCUUGACAUGGUGGGUGUUUCUAGUUUCACAGGCGACGGCUUUGACGAAUUCCUAAAUGCUGUGGAUAAGAAAGUGGUCGAGUAUGAAGAGUUUUACAAAGCUGAACGCGAGUCUUUACUUAAGCGGAAGGAGGAAGAAGAAAAAGCGAGAAAGGAUAAGUCCCUGACUCAUCUAAUGAAAGAUCUGGGUUUGAAGGAUGACCAGAACCCUAAAGCCAAGAGUGACUCAAAUGACGAAGCGGAUGUUAUCAGUGAUUUAGAAGAAGAGGAAGAAGGGGAACAUGAUGGCAUCGUACUGCGAGAUGAAGACGAGGGCGUUGAACGAGAGUACACCUUUGCGGGUGAUGAGAGGACCAAUGGCGAGAUCAACGGCCAAUCGGCACCAAACUUGCAGAAACGUUAUCAAGAAGCUCUGGAGCAGGUUGCCAAAUCAGCUAGUAGUGAAACCGCUGAAAAUAUUGCACGCUAUAUCAGACAAUAG